GACCCUGCCAAACCCCAAACCUUAAAUGUGCAUGGGACACCGCAGGACAAACUCUGAGAUGCUCAGCAAAGACUGGUAGAAUAUACAGUCUGCUUGACCAAUUUAACAACAUUUACAUUCAGAAGAUGCCGAAUGACUUUAAAUAAUGGCCCUGUAUUGAUGCGCCUUUUUCUGCCUGGGCUUCUUCUACAGAGAUUUCAAAUUAAGGCAGCACCUGUUGCUUUGAAUCUACAGCAAGGACACUGAAUAUCAUAUACCACUGAAACGCAGGAAAUCAAGUUCUUUGCUCUGAAGCAGGUGCACUCGAGAUGUCCACGGGUUCGGUGAGUGAUCCUGAAGAUCUCCAGGAGCUGUCAAUCACUCACAUGGACACACGCUCUCUAGAAGACUCAGAAGACGAGUUUAGUACUGAUGACAGUCUGAAAGCAAAGACCAAACUUCGAGCUACUGGCAACAACAACAAGCAACAAAUGAAGAUGAGGAAGGAUGGCAGACAGUCUCAGAGAAACGCAGCUAACGCCAGAGAGAGGGCACGCAUGAGGGUUCUGAGUAAAGCAUUCUCGCGGCUGAAGACCAGCCUGCCGUGGGUACCGGCAGACACCAAACUGUCAAAGCUGGACACGCUGCGUCUGGCAUCCAGCUACAUUUCUCACCUCAGACAGCUCUUGCAGGAGGACAGAUACGAGAACAGCUUUGUGCAUCCUGUAAACUUGACCUGGCCUUUUGUGGCCUCAGCACGAUCAGAGGACACCAAAGACAUUUCAGCAGCGGUCAGACUAUGUGGAGCUACAGCAUAAACAUCUGGCACCUCUCAGUCUUUUAUCCCCUCCAUCUCUCUCUCUCUCUCUUUUUACUGUCUGUACUCAUGCACUUCCUUUGAACUUACAUCAACUGACAUUAUGCAAUGAAUGCAACUGCAUGUGGACCUACAAUUUAAAGUCAGUGCACACAAAUCUGUCUUUAUAUAGCCUGAUGUUUUUUAUGUUCAUUCUAGCAAACAAAAACUGAUAUUACUAUAUGUGUUGAGAUAUUUGAAAUGAUGUCUGUAUUUAGCUUAAAACCAGCUCUCGUGAAAAACAAAAAAACAAAAAAACAAAAAAAACAACUUGCAUAUCCAGGGAAGCACUUUUAUUGUUUUAAGGCACUAGUAAUUUUCUAACCAUCCGGCAGUCAUUUAAAAAUACAUUCUAUUUUCCACUAAACAGCAACAUGACCUAUGUAAUUAAGACUAGGUGGAACAGAACACAAAAUAUGCUUGAUAUCUUGAGAUUUGUCUACAUAUGUUAUACUCCAAAGUAUGUUUAAGUUUAUUUAUGAAUGUGAUAUUUGUGGCUUGUUCUAUCUUUUCUUUUAAUGUGCUUUACAUUAUCACUGAAUGAAUUGCUCAAUGAGUGUCUACCUUGAUGCAUAAUAAUCUUGGACCAGCCAGCUAACAAAAAUGUAUUCUAAGAACAUUUUGCAAAAAUUCUCAUUAAGGUAUGAAUAACGUUUUUUUUGAAUGUUCUCUGACUUUUUUUGGUGUACGUUAGAGGAAACAUUAAGUGAAAAUUACAUUUUAUAACGUUGCAUAGUCUAUUAUGGCAAUGCUACUUUUGAACAGGCUAUUCUCUUAAAUUGGGGUAUCUGAAACUAGUCAGUAAUAUUUUUAAACAGUUAGAUAACGUCUAACUAAAAUGUUUCAAAAAAGCAUUCCAUGAACAAUAUGCUAACAUUUUGGAAACCUCAUUAAAGACCACAUACAUCUGAAUGAACCUUUAAAGUGUGUUCAUAACUUUGAGAGAAACAUGCCUAAACAUUCAAUGAUAAAGAGUCACUCUGUCACUUGAACAAUUGUAUCUCAUUUAUCGUGUUGAAUCUUAGGCUAUGCUUGUUUUCGGUUAUUUCGUUUGUGAGAAUACCCUAUUACACAUGAAUGCCAUUUUUCUUAGGAGGAACACUUUGAUGACUGUAUAUAUAGGCUAAAUAAAUUUCAUAAAGUCCAUACUGUUAACUUUCUGUAAACGGUUUUAGUCCCUUCAGAAAGACUAGGCUACUCAACAUCGUGUGCGUCCAUUUAUCAAAUGUGUAACAGUCUUUCAGAAUGCCUCAUGUUAUCACCUUAAAGUUAUCGCCCCAGAGUACACAACUUAAAAUAGGCUACUGUAUUUUCCAAAUCACAGAACCCCAAAUUGUGUGAGCUUGUGCUCAGGGACGAUCCAGGUAAAAUAAAAUAUAUUCCAGACUUUUCAAGGGCCCUCUCUUCCUUUUGGGCCCUGGUAAUCAGUACUGGUUUUACCCCCAGUCCGACGCCCCUGCUUGUGCUCAUCUGGACAUUAUAAUGUGUGCGGUUUGAAGAGGAAGCCGACUUUUCAUCACGUUUGUGGAGGAUUGCAGCUGUUGAGCCGUUAGUUUCCCAGAACACUGAACGGUUCCCUUGAGGGAGUCUCACAGGAGAUGAAGCACUUUGUCAGGCGAGGACAGCUCAGAAACGGCUCUCACGUUCUCCACCGCUGCUGCGGGAUGAGCGCUCUGGAGUUCACCGAGCUUACAAUGAGGAAAGCAUUAUCUGACUUCUUAAACCACCGUGAUUUGUCAUCCUCUUCUAACUGUUCAAACACAACAUUAUAGUAUCAGAACGCAACUGGAAUGUAGAGUAGAAUAGGCUACCUAGUAUUCAAUACACAGUAGAAAGUGUGCAUGUGCGUUUCAUGCAUCAUUCGAUCUGACAACAGUUUAAAAUGUAAUACUAAUAGACAAGGAAAAUCUUAAUUAAUAGGCUAGUACCAUCUAGUGGUGACCGAGCUUUCUGGCCACAUGAUACAGUAGGCUAGUUCUUAACCAGAGGCCCGGGGGUCAGUAGGUGCCUCAGUAACUUAUUAAAAAAAAAAAAAAAAAAAAAAAAUUCUUAUAUAUGUAUAAAUAGAUACCUUUGUUCAUUCAUUUUAAUUAGAUGGCCAAACAGCCACGUUUAACAUUACUUCUAGGUUUUGAAGACCAAAUGUGAUACUAUUAGCCUAUAUAUCUCAUUUGUUAUGAUUUGUUCUGGAUAUCACACUCAAACAAAGGAUUGAAAAAAUAUAAAAUAUAUUACAAAUACGAAGAAAAAAAAUACAGUGUUCUAUUUUGAUUGGGAUCGUAUUUGUUAAUGUGAUUCUAAACAGUAGUAGUUUUGUACAUAGCCAGCAGAGGUCGCUAUUGAUCCACAAUCCGCCUCAAUCAGCCUCAAUCACAGCAAACUUUCGACACUCGCUCUGUCAGCAAGUUUAUUGCAUUUUAACCUUGAUGCUUUCCUA
Messenger RNA from Cyprinus carpio (common carp), 3272 nucleotides. RefSeq names its product transcription factor 21-like. NCBI's taxonomy places the organism in Eukaryota, Metazoa, Chordata, Actinopteri, Cypriniformes, Cyprinidae. The record is from RefSeq and is a predicted model, not a curated record. Gene Ontology annotation, molecular function: protein dimerization activity; RNA polymerase II transcription regulatory region sequence-specific DNA binding; DNA-binding transcription factor activity, RNA polymerase II-specific. Gene Ontology annotation, biological process: regulation of transcription by RNA polymerase II; skeletal muscle tissue development.